Molecule: messenger RNA, 838 nt
Organism: Juglans microcarpa x Juglans regia
Lineage: Eukaryota; Viridiplantae; Streptophyta; Magnoliopsida; Fagales; Juglandaceae
Product: probable calcium-binding protein CML15
Exons: 1
Coding region: 126-623 (165 amino acids)
Molecular function (GO): enzyme regulator activity; calcium ion binding
Source: RefSeq, a predicted model, not a curated record
CAGCAUGCACCACCUUCUCCUCCUCCACCACCCAUACAUUCAUUCUCAUCUCUUGAUCUGAUCAUUCGUCUCCAUUUUUAUGCUUUUAUUUAUUAUUUAUUAUUUUUUAUGUUUGCAUUACAAAAAUGGCUUCACUCAAGGUGGAUGAUCAUGAUCAUGAUCAACUCAAGCAAUUGAAGGACAUCUUCGCAAGAUUUGACAUGGACUCAGACGGCAGCUUGACCAUCCUAGAGCUUGCUGCACUCCUUAGGUCCAUCGGACUCAAGCCCUCCGGCGACCAAAUCCACGUCCUUUUAGCCAACAUUGACUCCAACGGCAAUGGCUUCGUCGAGUUUGACGAAUUGGUCAACGCCAUUUUGCCCGACAUGAACGAAGAAGUACUGAUAAAUCAGGAGCAGCUUUUGGAGGUUUUCCGAUCGUUCGAUAGGGAUGGCAAUGGCUACAUAACUGCGGCUGAGCUGGCAGGAUCUAUGGCCAAAAUGGGUCAGCCAUUAACGUACAGAGAGCUCACGGAGAUGAUCCAGGAAGCUGAUGUUAAUGGCGAUGGUGUCAUUAGCUUUCAUGAAUUUGCUGCUGUAAUGGCAAAGUCUGCUUCUGGUUUUCUAGGCCUCGCUUUUUCCUGACUGAUUUAUUUAUUUAUUUAUUAUUCAUUUUCAAGAUGAUGAUCAUUCUUGUUGAUAUGAUCAGAAUUUAUCAUCUCUGUUUGACUAAUUUUAGAUGGUUACAGCCACAGAGAUUUAAUUAGUACUGUAAAUUAUGCUCAUGAAGAAAUUCAUGUCCUUUGAACAAUUCUAUUUGAACAAUUCUAUUAAAAUGAAAUUGGUUUUAGGUUGAGGGA